AUGAAUGUAAUGCGUAAAUUACGUGGCACGGGUAGUGCACCAGCUGGCAACGGUAGUGCUGGCUCUAACAGCACCUCUGGUGGCCAUAAUGCCAAUGGUGGCUCAUCACUACCCACCGGUGGCAGUGAGGAUGCCAUGAUGGAUGCUCGUGUACAGAUAAGUUUGCAUACAUUGAAAAAACUAUUCAAUGAAUAUACCCAUCCCAAAGAACCACUCAGCGAACAAGAAAGAGACAUGAAACUAUAUCAAAUGUUGCCAUUAUUUUGCAAGGUUUUUAGUGCUUGUCCCGCUUCGGAUAUGAGUGAGAAAUUUUGGGAUGUUGUUGCUUUCUGCCAACAAGUCUCACGUCUCAUGGUUAGCGAAAUACGUAAACGUGCCUCUAAUCAAAGCACAGAAGCAGCUUCGAUAGCAAUUGUUAAGUUCUUGGAAAUUGAAACAACCGAAGAGACAAGUAGCGGUUGGAUGCUAUUGUCAACAUUAAAUUUAUUAGCAAAUGGUGAUGUGUCUUUAAUACAGGUUAUGACAGCUGCUGCCGUGCCCUCGACAUUGGUUAAAUGUCUAUAUCUCUUCUUUGAUCUACCCGCGGUAGAGGAUGAUUCACCCUCCGAAACACCCAGUGAUUUCAAUGCAUUCGAAAGACGUACUUUACUGCAAAAAGUUUUUGUGCAAUUGCUGGUGAAAUUAUGUUCGUAUCCUUAUCCAGCCGAGGAACUGGCAAGAAUGGAUGAUUUAACUUUACUCUUCUCGGCCAUAACAUCACCAUGCCCCACACACAAUAUAGUGUGGCGUAAAAAUGCUGCUGAAAUAUUAACCACAAUAUCGCGACAUGGUCUAACCGAUGCCGUAGUCAGUUAUAUACAUUCCAAAGGCUGUAUGGCUUUAUGUGUGGAUAAUAUGCGUCGCCUUACAUUUGGCAAUCCUUUGGAAAUAGUGGAAAUGUUUGUAACGGUCUUUUGUUUUCUGAAAGAUUCUAGUCAAGUAUCGCAAAUAUUAUUGGAUGAUUUUAAGGCAUCACAGGGUUAUAUAUUCUUAAGCGAUUUUUUGCUCAAAUUCGAUACAUCACGCACCCAAUCCAUAGAAGUGCAGGCCGCCAUACGCAAUCUGGUCUUAAUGAUUUCCUCACUUUGCAUGUGCGGUUUUAAUGAGUUGCGUCCGCCACAAGCUCAAAUCAAUGCUCUCUUUAAAAUGCAAAAUUUCCAAAUGCCCCAGGCUUCAUCGCGUGAAACCUGUGUACGCAAUAUUUAUGCCUUUCAGGUGUUACAAACUGUUUUCCUAAAGGCCACCUCUACAUCUUUGUGUUGCACUAUUUUGGAUGCCAUAUCACGGGUCUAUCAUUCGGAAAAUGCCAACUAUUUCAUUUUGGAAUCUGAAAAUACUCUUAGUCAAUUUACCGAACGCAUCCAUUUGAAGGGUUCCCAAAUCCAAGAGAAAUUCUUUGAUCUUUUGGAAUUUAUUGUUUUCCAAUUGAAUUUUGUACCCUGUAAGGAGUUGAUAUCGUUGUCCUUGCUGCUGAAAAAUAAUCAUUCGACUAGUUGUAGUAUAUUGUGUUUGAAAACUCUGUUAAAUAUUCUAAGACAUAAUAAUGUAUUUAAGGAUGUCUAUCGGGAGGUGGGCAUUCUGGAAGUGUUUGUUACGUGUCUUAAUCGUUAUAGUGAACAUGUUAGGAAAAUAACCAAAGAUGAGGAAAAUGCUGUGGUAGCGGAAACGGAACAGGAACAGGAUUUAACCGAUGUUAUGGGUAAACAUGUCCUGGAGGCUUUGACCAUUUUGCUAAGUGGCAACAACAACAAUGCCAAUGUUUUUAGAGAAUGUGGUGGCGCUAAGUGCAUACACGAUUUGGUGAAAUUUAAACAUUGUCGUCCCCAAGCUUUGGGUAUAAUACGCGAGUUGAUCUUAUCCGCCGGAGGAGAUGAUGAUAUGCUUUUCAUUCUAUCUGUUAUGCAUGCUGUGCCUCCUUAUCAGGUGGAAUUUAAAAUACAAAUACUCAAUAUGCUUUUGGGUUGCCUUAAAGAUUCUCAUCGUACUCGUACUGUGUUUCGUAAAGUGGGUGGUUUUGUCUAUUUGACCAGUGUUUUUGUGUCUUUAGAUGGUAAACUGUGUGAUGAGCCUUUGGCCUCAGAAGAUGUGGAGGAAGAUCAGCAAAUACCUCAAGACGAUUUGAUAUUAUUGCUGCAAAUGGUUUGUCAAACCUUGGCUACGGCUAUGCGUUUUGAACCCGCCAAUGCCAAGUUCUUUCAUCAGGAAAUCUGCACCGCUUCUUUGUGUGACACUUUGAGAUUAUUGGGUUGCUUUGGUAAUCACACCGAGCUUCCCGAAUUCAAGGGUUUCUUUAAAUCCGAUGUGGUGUCGCAAAAAUAUUAUCAUGAUGUGUUUUCUGGUGAUAUUUUAAAUUACAGCUUUAACAACUCCAUACCCCGUUCUUUGUCCUAUGUUUGUGUGGUCUAUCGUCUUCUGUAUAGCAUAGCUUUGGACAACUUUGAAUCUCCCAAUUUGAAUAAUAUAAUAACACUCUUCAAUGAUCAACAUAAUCGUUCACCCAGCAAAGAAUUGGCCAUAACACCAGCUCAUCCCAAUCAAUUGAAUCUAACACAGCCAUCGCCAGAACCUAGAAUUGUACAUCCUGGUGUAGUGUUAUGCAUGCUGCAGCUUUUGCCUAGUGUUACUCAUCCAGAAGAGCAUACCUUGGCUGUAAAUCUACAAGUUUAUCUAAGUGAAAUUAUCAAAUCUCUAGUACGCAGUGAACGUAAUCAACAGAUAAUGUGUGAUUAUGGUUUGGCCGGCCAGCUGUUGAAUAUUUCACGAAAAGCUUUAUCCGAGGAAAUCAAUCCUUUACAUGUGCCCAUGCAAUACAUAUUGGAAAGAUUGGCUGCUCAGGCUUUACAGCCUACCGAACUAAGAGAAUUUCUACGUUUGGGAGAGCCCUUAUCGUGUGCUGAUAUAGAUUUAAAUAAACCCUAUAAAAUGGGUGGUCCUGUUCCUUUAACACGCAUUAAAACUCUAGUAUCCAUGACUACACCAAGAGAUUUUCGUGCUCAUGGUUCUAGUACUCUACCGCCCUUUGUGGAAAUGGAUAUGUCUGCCGAAGGCUUUGGUUGUCUGUAUUUACCUUCAUUGGCUCCUCAAGCUACGGCCACAGCUGGUGGCACCAUUGAUUCCAAUACUAUAGGUGGCAUAGGUUCGGGUGAUCGUAUCUUUCCACCACAAACUGGUUUAUCGUUUUCCACUUGGUUUUGUGUGGAGAAAUUCUCUGAUCCCAAAACCGAUCCACAUUGUGUACGUUUGCUGACAUUGGUGAGAACCAUACAUAAUCCGAGAGAGGAGAAUUUGGUGUGUCUUUCGAUAUUGCUGUCGGCUCGUGAUAAGGCUAUUGUGGUCUCUACACAGGAAACUUUGGUCACUCCAAGUAAGAGCCUCGGCGAUUGGGAACCUGAAGGUUCGGACGACAACAGUGCACGCAUUUGGUGUCCCGAUCUGCUGCACGAAGGACAAUGGCAUCAUUUGGUGGUAGUACUCAAUCGUGCUGUACUCAAAAACUCCAGUCUUCAGCUCUAUCUAGACGGAGCACCCUUGCAUUCCCAAAAAUUACAUUAUAUCUCACAAAAUCCCGGAGCUGGUUCCGCUAACUUACCCGUAGCAACUUCGGUAUUUGGUUAUGUCGGUACUCCACCCAUUUGGAGACGUUAUUCUAGAUUGUGCUGGAAACAGGGUGUUUGUCAUCUACUCGAAGAUGUAGUUAAUCAACAGACCGUACAGACCAUCUAUAAUUUGGGACCACACUAUAUGGGCUCAUUGCAGGCACCUCAAUUGGGUAAAAAGGUAGAGCCUUUGGGUCCGUUAGUGGCCGAAGAGAAGGUGUUAUUGGGCUUAAAUGCUAAGGCGGUGUCGCAGUUGACGCUGGUGAAGAUAAGAAAAGUGUAUAGCAGAGCGGAUAAUAAGUCUAUAGCCAAGCAGUUGGGCAUGAAUUCCCAUGAGAAUGCCACGCCUAUAAAAAUCCUGCACAAUUCGGCAGGACAUUUAGCGGGAGCUGGUCGCACUUUGGGUGGUGUAGUGGUGGGUUAUUUGGGUGUAAGAGUUUUUAGUCCUCAUCCCGUCUCAGCCAUGAUUGAUACCGUGGGAGGCUGCAAUGUUUUAUUGGGCAUUAUAGCCAUGGCUCAAGAUGUGGAGUCUUUGUAUGCUGGUGUUAAGGCUUUAACCUGUGUAGUGCGCAGUAAUCGUGCGGCCCAAAGUGAAAUGGAUCGUAAACGUUGCUAUCAAACUUUGGGCAUGUUUUUCAAAAAGAAAAAGAACUUACUCAACUCUCAUAUUUUACAUCUCACUUUCGGUUUAGUGGGUACUGUCAAUUCCGGCCAGGAUAUGACCGCCAUACCUAAUGUAACAGCUUUCCAGGAUCUCUUAUGUGAUUUGGAUAUAUGGCAUAAUGCUCCAAAUGGUUUAUUGAGAUCAUUACUGGAACAUUUACUGGAGCUGGCGGUGGAAUCGAAUGAAAAGAAACAAAAUGUUAAAAUAAUGCGAGAACUGCAAUUACUUAAUAAAUUACUGUACAUAAUAGUGGAUAUACAAGAUCACUCCACACGAGAGAUACUCUUCAAUCUGGUAGAAGCUUUAUUAGGUGGUCAACCACGCCACACAGACCUAUUGCUUUUCGGCCAAUACUGCGCUUCCAAAUUACCCAAGGCAGAGCAGAUCGAAAAGUCUCUGAUCUUACCCUCAAUGAAACCCACCCCGAAUCCUUCCAAUUCAGCUGCUACUGCCGAAUACGAUACGACUGCUCAAAAUAUUUAUCUACGUAAUCGUUGUCUUUCUCUAUUACACGGCCUCCUAUUUACCUCACGCAACACCGUCAAUUAUAUUAUAUGCGAUGAUAUUUCUAAGACUUUAGGCAUGGAUUGGCUAUUGCUAUUUAUGCAACCGCAUGUACACUUUACCACUGUCAUCAUAGCCGUACGUAUUUUGGUGGUGGUAUGUGCCAAUGAAAGUUUUCUGGUACGUUUUCGUGAUAGCACCCAUAAUGGUGGUUAUUUGAGAUUUACCGAAAUGGUUUCGCAAAAGAAAACCAUGGGCAUAGGGGCUCAACAGUUAAGCAAUCGUCCGUCUUCGGGGUCGGGUACAGUGAUUGUCUCCUCUUCAAAUGUUUUACAACAUUUGCCCACACACAUAGCAGGUGAGGUGAGAACGGCGGCUUUAAAUAUACCAGGCUUCCAAAUGUUGGAAUGGCUUUUGCAAUAUCAUUUGGAUGUUCCGGAACUUUAUUUCCUGAUAACCGCCUUAAUAAUGGGCCAACCGGUUAAACUCUUGGCUACCGAGCACACCAAAUUUGAUUUAGAUCGUGUUUGGUCUUUCCUAUGGGGCGCUCCCGUCUCAGCCAAUACAAAUAUACCCAAAAUGAAUAUAUGUCCCGAGGCUGUUUGCGUUCUUUUGGGCAUGGUUAGAGCUAUAGUACAUGGUGGUGAAUUGGCUCCUUGGCUUACCAAUCAUCCCGAGACUAUAAUACAACUUUUAUUCAGUCUCUAUCAAAAUCUUACCGACUUUAUGCCCGUUAUGAUGACCGGCGAUGUUAUAUCCUCUUUGGUAGCGGUGCUUUUUCCCAACAACAGUAAAGAAGAUACUAUAGAAUCGGAACCCAAUAGUGGCAAUUCUUCGCCGGUAGAGGAAUCCAACUGUUUCCUUUUAAAUUCGAGCGUCAGCAGUCAACAAUCUAUAACUAAACUAACCAAUCAUCCUGUGCGUAAAUGUAUUAUAGAUUUCUUACGGGUUAUUGUUGUAGAUUCCUUAAGUCUAAAUAUGCAUGGUAAAACUACGCCGGUUAUUGAUCUCGUAUUAGAUGCUUCUCCCGAUAAUUCGGAAAUACCUUUACAAAUUGAAUAUCAAACUGAAAUAAUAACCGCUCUUAUGGAUCAUUUAUUGGCCGCUGAUAUUUUGCUGGGAGAACAGGCUGCUCUCUCUUUGGUGCCGCUAACUCAGAGUCAUACUCAACAUAUAGCUCCCAAUGUUUUCUAUUUUACCGCACGUGUGGUAGACAAAAUGUGGCAGGGUUGUUUGACUCGUAAUCCUCAUGAGAUUUUUGAUUUUAUUAUCAAAUUAAUAGCACAAGCCAAGCGCAGAUCCUCUUCUUUGUCAUUAGAACAAUUACAUCACUCCCUAAACCGCACUAUUUUAUACUUAUUGUCAAGACCCACGGAGGCCAUAACAGAGCAAAUGAGCGUUUUGGAGGCUUUACAUAAAAUCAUCACCCAUAGAUUGUUAAUAUUUGGAGCCGGUAACCAUGAGUUGGAAUUUAUAGGCUGUUUGACAUACUGUUUGCUGCAAUUGACUUCGGAUAUGAAAAUUAUACUGGAGCCUUCGACGACUCGCAAUACCACCUGGCAUGUAAAUCCGCAGGCGGAUAUAAUAGAGCCCAAGGAUGAGGAUUUAAAUCAGUUACAGGGUCGCAAUCUAAUUGUCGGCGCUGCCUUCCGUGUUUGGGAGGAGUUGUAUGUCUGUAAAAAGCCUGCCAUCGAGGAGGUUUUCAAAGUUAGCCUAUGUGCUCCUCCGGCUAAUUCAAAGGCUCCCGAUUUACAAACCACACGUGAGCAGGUUAUGGAAUUGGCUUCUAAGCUAUGGUUUAAUUAUGUGGAUGCUGAGCGUAAGGCCUCCUAUCGUAUACCCUGGGAAAUACACAAUCAAAUACAAUCUAAGAUACAAAAGGUAACCGGUGGUUUGACUCGUCUUGCCAGUCGUACAAAAGUGAAGAAAGAUGAAUUAGUUCGCACAAAAUCAAAUAUGCGGAAGGAGCAUGCUUUCGAAUGUACCGGGAUACAUGUGCAGUUGAUAAAGGAUCUUUGGGAGUUGCGUUGCAAACAAUACCUUCAAAUGUUGCAGCACACUCAACGCUAUGUACACCAGGAUUGGUUACAGUCCGAAACGGAAUUGACCCGCGAACGUGGUCUCUGGGGUCCUGAGGGUAUAUCCACUCUAGACAAAUGGAUACUCGAUACAACCGAAGGACCACAUCGUAUGCGCAAGAAAACUAUGCGUAAUGAACUUUUCUAUCUACAUUAUCCCUAUCGUCCGGAGAAUGAUCAUCGCACCGAUACGCGUCAAUUAAAGGCCAAUAAAGUUGCCUCUAGCUUUGAUAGUAAAAUCUAUUAUACACAUUGUCAGCAGCCACCACGUAUUCUCUGCGAAACUGAUGCCGCCGCUCAACAUCAGUUACUGCAUCAACAACAUUCCGUAGAUGCCAAUAUGCUGAAGCAGCCACAUCCUCAAUUACAUCAAUCGUCAAAAAGUGAACCGGGUGGUUCGGCUAAUACACCACCACCUUCGCCCCACGAAAAUCGUUUAGCACAUCAAGCACAAGAAUCGGUAGAUGGCACCAAUCAAGAUGAUGACGAAGAGGAAGAGGAAAUGACCAAUAUUGCCGAUAACGAAACAUUCCUCAGAUUGUUAGAGGAACAAGAGAAAAUCUCAUUUAUGUUUAGAUGUGCUCGCAUUCAAGGUCUCGAUACCUUUGAAGGUCUUUUGCUGUUCGGCAAAGAACAUUGUUAUAUUGUAGAUGGUUUUACUCUUCUAAAGAAUAGGGAAAUAAAGGAUAUUGAUACCCUGCCUCCGGGAGCCUAUGAACCCAUAAUACCCAACUCUGGUGGCACUACAAGACAAUGUAAAAUUCGUCAAUGUUCGAAAUUCGGUUAUGAGGAGAUACGUGAAGUCCACAAAAGACGUUAUUUGUUGCAGCCCAUUGCUUUGGAGGUAUUCUCAGAGGAUGGUCGCAAUUAUUUGUUAAGUUUUCCACGCAAAGUCCGUAACAAGGUCUAUCAACGUUUUAUGGCUCAUGCUACUGCAAUUAAUGAUAAUGCACAACAAUCGGUGGCUGGUCAAAAGAGGACAGCAAGUGUGGAACAGACGUCGGGUAUAUUUAGUAGUUUGAUAGGUGAAACGUCCGUAACACAAAGAUGGGUGCGUGGUGAAAUUUCUAACUUCCAAUAUUUAAUGCAUUUAAAUACUCUGGCUGGUCGUUCCUAUAAUGAUCUCAUGCAAUAUCCAGUUUUUCCCUGGAUUUUAGCUGAUUAUGAUUCCGAAGAAUUGGAUUUUAAUAAUCCAAAAACAUUCCGUGAUUUCUCAAAACCCAUGGGAGCACAAUCCGAAGAACGCUUAGAACAAUUUCAAAAAAGAUUUAAGGAAUGGGAUGAUCCUCAGGGUGAAACACCACCAUAUCACUAUGGCACUCAUUACAGCUCCGCCAUGAUAGUCUGCUCAUAUUUGGUGCGUCUGGAGCCAUUCAGUCAACAUUUCUUGCGUUUACAAGGUGGUCAUUUUGAUUUAGCUGAUCGCAUGUUUCAUAGCAUAAAAGAAGCCUGGCUAUCGGCUUCGAAAUUCAAUAUGGCUGAUGUUAAGGAGUUGAUACCUGAAUUUUUCUACCUCCCCGAAUUUGUUACAAAUUCAAAUAAUUUUGAUUUGGGUACCAAACAAAAUGGUGAAACUUUAAAUAAUGUAAUAUUGCCGCCCUGGGCUAAACAAGACCCUAGAGAGUUUAUAAGGGUACAUCGCAGUGCCUUGGAAUGUGAUUAUGUUAGUCAAAAUUUACAUUUGUGGAUCGAUUUAAUAUUUGGCCACAAACAACAAGGUCCUGCCGCGGUAGAAGCCAUUAAUGUUUUCCAUCAUCUUUUCUAUGAGGGCAAUGUGGAUAUUUACAAUAUCGAUGAUCCUUUAAAGAAAAAUGCCACUAUUGGUUUCAUUAACAACUUUGGCCAGAUUCCUAAACAAUUGUUUAAGAAACCCCAUCCCGCCAAGAAAAUGUCUGGCAACAGACAUUCAACUUUAAUUGAUCCUAGCGCUUUAAUACAAGGCAAUACUACUGUUUUACAAUCCGAUCGUUUGUUCUUCCAUAAUUUGGAUAAUCUCAAGCCCAGUUUACAGCCCAUUAAGGAACUGAAAGGUCCUGUGGGUCAGAUACUGCAACCGGAUAAGACUGUUUUUGCUGUGGAAAAAAAUAAGGUUAUGAUGCCGCCAUCAUACACAAAAUACAUAGCAUGGGGUUUUGCUGAUCAUUCACUGCGUGUCGGUCUUUACGAUACUGAUCGUGCCUCGUUUGUCUCGGAAGCAGCCGCCCAAAAUUCCGGAGAAAUUUUAACCUGUGCUUGCCCCAACUCCAAAAUGAUUAUAACAGCUGGCACCAGCUCUGUUAUAACGGUAUGGAAAUUUGAUGCGAAUCGUAAAAGUCUGACGGUACGCCACUCUCUGCACGGCCAUACAGAUGCGGUGACAUGUCUAGCAGCAAGUGCUGCUUAUAAUGUAAUAGUAUCGGGAUCUAGAGAUGGAACAGCCAUAGUAUGGGAUAUGGCCAGAUUUACAUUUGUAAGACAACUUAGGGGACAUGUAGGUGUAGUGGCAGCUGUGGCUAUAAAUGAAUUGACAGGAGAUAUAGCCACCUGUUCGGCCACUUGGUUGCAUGUUUGGUCAAUAAAUGGAGAUCCUCUGGCCACGGUUAAUACCUGUGUGGGUAGUGCGGAUCGAAUGCAGCAAAUAUUAUGUGUGGCCUUUUCGCAGAUACGUGAAUGGGAUCAACAAAAUGUGGUGAUAACCGGGUCAACAGAUGGUGUUGUAAGGAUGUGGUCUUUGGAAUAUGUUCAAGUACCGAUUGAACGUAAACUCAAAAGAUGCGCUGAGAUAAAAUCACAAGAAAAUCCUGAUAAUCAGUCCGAUAAAGAGGAAGAAGAAACAAAAAAUGGCGAGAGUUCGAAGAAAAUCGAUAUUAUAAAACAAAUGCAAGGCAUAUCAUCGCAUGAUGAAAAUGAAAUCCAUAAAUCUGCUUCUGAGUCUAGUAUAUCUGAAGCCUCUAAUCAUUCGAAUAACUCUACACAAUCUGAUAAACCCAAUAAAAAGGAUUGUGAGCCGCCGGUAACCUCCGAAAGACGUAAAAGUUCUUUUUCGGGAGCAAAAUCUUUGCAUGAAAUUAAAUCAUCUACAGUAGAUCAUCCCAAUUCCCUGAAAAAUAAUGAAGAAGAAGAACGUGCUACUAUACGUCCUAGUAAAUCGGAUACCAGUCUUACGGACGGUUUUGUUAUGAUUGACAGUCAUAAGGGUGAACAUUGCUUAAAGAAGGGUUUUAAAUGGCAACGUCAAUUAAUGUUUAGAUCUAAGCUGACCAUGCAUACAGCUUAUGAUCGCAAGGAUAAUGCUGAACCUGCUAGCAUAACUGCUUUAACCGUUUCAAAAGAUCAUAAAAUAUUAUAUGUGGGUGAUGCCCGCGGUCGCAUUUAUUCCUGGUGUGUUACUGAACAACCAGGACGGGGUGUGGCGGAUCAUUGGCUAAAGGAUGAGGGAGCCGAUCAAUGUGUUAAGUGUCAUGUUAAAUUCAACUUAUACGAACGCAAACAUCAUUGUCGCAAUUGUGGUCAAGUGUUUUGUAAUAAAUGCAGUCGUUUUGAAUCGGAAAUAUCACGUCUACGCAUUAUAAAACCCGUUAGAGUGUGUCAGGCCUGUUAUGGACAAUUAAGAACGAAUUCGGUAGACAAUUAAUAGAGAGAUGUGUUUUUUUUUAGAGAAUUUAACAUACAACAGCAACAAAAUACAUAUAAGUUAUUAAUUGAAAAGAGUAAAUUGUACCUUUUUAAAAAACACAUACACACAUACAUUACACACUUACAUAAAUUAAUUACGAAAACAAAAAAGAAAGAAAAAAAUUAAACCAAAUUAUUAAAAUAAAUCAAUAAUAAAUUAAGUUUAAAUAUAAAUAUUGAAAACAAAUAGAACAAAUACUUUAAAUAUAAAAAUAAAAAAACAACACUCCCCCUUAUAAAAUGCUCCCCGCCCGACCCUUGUCUGACAUAAAGUGUAUAUUAUAAAAAAAAAUUAGUAAAUAUUUCAUAUGAAUGGAUUUUUGUUGUUAAUUUUAUAUGUGAAAAAAAAAAUCGAGAAAAAAAUUUAGAUUAGUUUUUUAUGUAAUUUAUGAUAUUGUUUUUUUUAUAAUUUAUUGUAACUUGUUAUUAUUUAUAUAUAAUUUUUUUUUAAUGUUUAAUAUUUAUAAAAGAAAAAGGCUGUUUAUUAUUUAUUAUUUCUUAUUUGGACAAAUCCUAGUGUGUAAAAAAAAACUGAUUUAACUUUUGCAACACAAAACAUCUUUUUUAUAUAAAAAGACAUUUUGUUUCGAAAAAAACCCUUUUUUAGCUGUAAUUAUUUAAUUUUAUGUCUUUUUAGUUAAUUCAUUAUUUAUUACAUUGAUUGUAAAUUUUUUUAUGUUUGUUUUUUUAAUUUAUAUUUUUGUAUUUAUUAAAAGUAAAUUUUAUAUUUGUUUAAAAAGAAAACUAUUAAAUAUACGUAUAACCAUUUAAAUUAUAAAAAAAAAUAAUUAUAUUAAGAUAAAGACAAUUUAUAAGUAUAAAAGAACAAACCAAAUACUUUAAAACAAAAAAAAAAAACACACAAUAAUGUAUUCUUUUUUAAUUUUUUAAAGAAACAGAAGCCAAUAAUUUUGUUUAGUUGUGGGAAAAAUUAUAGUCCAAAUGAGUUAAAAAAUGUAAGAAAGACUAGACUAUAAACUAUAAACUAGACUAUAAACUAGACCGUAGACUCUACCGUAGACUAGAAUAUAGACUAUAGAGUAGACUGAAUCCUAGACUAGACUAUAGACAAGACU
Molecule: messenger RNA, 11611 nt
Organism: Lucilia sericata (common green bottle fly)
Lineage: Eukaryota; Metazoa; Arthropoda; Insecta; Diptera; Calliphoridae
Gene: bchs
Product: WD repeat and FYVE domain-containing protein 3
Exons: 23
Coding region: 1-10494 (3497 amino acids)
Molecular function (GO): metal ion binding; protein binding
Source: RefSeq, a predicted model, not a curated record